AGGGGGCGGUUCGGGGGCUGCUGGGGGGCCCCGUCUCACCCCGUCUCCCUGCAGUUGGAGCACGACCAGGUGGAGAACGAGGGGGCGGUUGGGGGGCCCCGUCUCACCCCGUGUCCCUGCAGUCGGAGCAGGACCAGGCGGAGAACGAGGGGGCGGUUGGGGGGUUGUUGGGGGGCCCCGUCUCCCCACAGUCGGAGAGAACGAGGGGGCGGUUGGGGGGUUGCUGGGGGGCCCCGUCUCCCUGCAGUCGGAGCAGGACCAGGCGGAGAACGAGGGGGCAGUUGGGGGGCUGCUGGGGGGCCCCGUCUCACCCCGUCUCCCCGUAGUCGGAGCAGGACCAGGCGGAGAACGAGGGCGAGGACAGUGCUGCGCUCAUGGACCGGCUCUGCAAGUACAUUUACGCCAAGGACCGCACGGACCGGAUCCGCACCUGCGCCAUCUUGUGCCACAUCUACCACCACGCGCUGCACAGCCGCUGGUUCCAGGCCCGCGACCUCAUGCUCAUGUCCCACCUGCAGGACAACAUCCAGCACGCCGACCCCCCAGUGCAGAUCCUCUACAACCGCACCAUGGUGCAGCUGGGGAUCUGCGCCUUCCGGCAGGGGCUGAUCAAGGAUGCACACAACGCGCUGCUGGACAUCCAGUCGUCGGGCCGCGCUAAGGAGCUGCUGGGGCAGGGGCUGCUGAUGCGCAGCCUGCAGGAGCGCAACCAGGAGCAGGAGAAGGUGGAGAAGCGGCGCCAGGUGCCCUUCCACAUGCACAUCAACCUGGAGCUGCUCGAGUGCGUCUACCUGGUGGCCGCCAUGCUGCUGGAGAUCCCCUACAUGGCCGCCCACGAGUUCGACGCCCGGCGCCGCAUGAUCAGCAAGCAGUUCCACCACCAGCUGCGGGUGGGCGAGCGCCAGCCCCUGUUGGGUGAGUGCCCGGCCCCCCGUGCCCCCACAUCCCGCCCUGUCCCCCACAGCCCUGACCCGUGCCCUCAUAGGCCCUGUGGCAUGGCAUCCCCCAUGGGAACCUGA
Chelonoidis abingdonii (Abingdon island giant tortoise) is the source of this 1019-nucleotide messenger RNA. NCBI's taxonomy places the organism in Eukaryota, Metazoa, Chordata, Testudines, Testudinidae. The record is from RefSeq and is a predicted model, not a curated record.